Messenger RNA from Bufo gargarizans (Asiatic toad), 1307 nucleotides. RefSeq names its product asialoglycoprotein receptor 1-like. The transcript is spliced from 9 exons. NCBI's taxonomy places the organism in Eukaryota, Metazoa, Chordata, Amphibia, Anura, Bufonidae. Gene Ontology annotation, molecular function: signaling receptor activity. The coding region runs from base 91 to 909 and encodes 272 amino acids. The record is from RefSeq and is a predicted model, not a curated record.
AAAGGGACGUGACAAGAGAGGGAUAGCUGGACCUAUAAACCAAGUGAUGGGACAGCAGACAGCUCAGAGGAAGAAGAAAGGAAGAAGAGCAUGCCUCAGGAGACGCUGCUAGACUACAAAGACCUGCAGAAAGCCUCAUCUGAUAGUGAAGAAAUUAAGAUGUGGAUUCCUCAGCCAUCCUCAAGAUUUCUCUAUGGCCUGUAUACUUUCUGUGCCUUGCUCUUCUUCAUCAUAAUCAUUCUCAUCAUCUUGUUUAGAACCCCAGGGGAGAAGCCAGCUGACCGUAGCACUGAGUUCCAGAUUGGUAACCUAAGUGAGAGCCUAAACAUGAAGGUUGGUCAGCUGUCUCAGGACGGAACCAAGCUGAUGGAGAAAUUACAGCAGAUGGACACCACUUUGAAAACCAUCCAAGGAGACACCUCCAUAGGUCAGCUGCAGAGCGAUAUGCAGAGAGUGCUGGCUGCCAUCAGCAGAAUGUCCAAUCGGAUAAAGAGACUUGAUAAUAGCUCUGAAGAUAUUGUCUGUGCUACUGACUGGGUUAAGAAUGACCUCAGCUGUUACUUCUACUCCAGAGAGGGAAAUUCAUGGGACGCUGCCAAAAGAAUCUGUGAAGCUAAGAAAGCUCAUUUGGUCGUCAUCAACACCGAGGAAGAGCAGAAUUUCUUAUUUGGAAUAACAAAAGGGAAAUACACCUGGAUUGGGCUGACGGACGUGACCGGAGACUGGAAGUGGGUGGACGGAACCAAGUACGACUCUGGCCUAAAGAACUGGCUGCCAGGUCAGCCUGAUGAGUUUUUUGGCCAUGGACUUGGUGGAGGAGAAGACUGUGCUCAUCUCCUGAAGACUGGCGAAUGGAACGACGAUCACUGCUCACGACCCUAUGGGUACAUUUGUGAAGUGAACAUGUGAGAGGAAGAGAAGGUACAAGGCUUCGAUGACAUCUCUGUGGACUAUCAGCUAUGACAUCUGACAUGCCAGUCAGACACGAUGGAGAAAUAUAUAGAAAUGUAUGGAGCUUGGAGGUUUGGUAGGAGAUACAUGUAUGUCCUAUAGGAGGACUAUCCUGAAGGAUCAUGUAGAAGGUCCGUGUGGAUGACGCUUCAUGUGAGAAUAUACUAAAUCGAUAAACUAAUCCGCAAUGAUCGCUCCUGGCGUUUCCUGCAGCUUCACAAGGUAUCUUCCAAUGGUCACUUCUCAUGUCACCUGUGAAGUUCUUACAAGGCUCCUCAGGUGAAGAAGACCCUCGCGAUCCUCAUCUUAUAUUUUAAUGACUAGUGUAAUUAAAUAAAUUGUGAUAUUCUGAUCAA